This is a messenger RNA of Toxoplasma gondii ME49, 2829 nucleotides long. Its product is annotated as WDR8 protein isoform 3 family protein. The record is from RefSeq and is a predicted model, not a curated record. The transcript has 15 exons. Gene Ontology annotation, cellular component: mitotic spindle; MWP complex; microtubule organizing center. Bases 695 to 2365 code for a protein of 556 amino acids. Gene Ontology annotation, biological process: mitotic sister chromatid segregation; microtubule anchoring at mitotic spindle pole body; protein localization to mitotic spindle pole body. Gene Ontology annotation, molecular function: protein binding. NCBI's taxonomy places the organism in Eukaryota, Apicomplexa, Conoidasida, Eucoccidiorida, Sarcocystidae.
UGGAAAGUGCAUCUGAGAGCAGCGAGGUUCGCUGGGAGAAACGACUUCGUCUGUCUGUCUCUCUCUCUCGCUUUUCUCGCUUUUUUCAUGCAUCUUCUCGAGUGGGUGUGCGCUGCACACUUGGAAACUGUUUUUCAAGAAAGCAGAGAAUUCAACUACUAGCAAGCGACUGUGAGAGGCGACAGAGACGUGGAUAGCAAGAUACUUCGCUCUCUCUUUGACUCUUCAAGCCGCGCUUUCUCCGGAUUUCCUCCAGACUUGUCUCCUUGCAGCCUCUCCGAACUUCCACCGCGUUCACCCUCCGCCUCUUCUCUCCUUUUCGCAGACCGAGCAGAGCAGCAUUUGGCACCGACCGAAUCCGGCUAACCUCACAAGUUGCGAAUCCAGACCUCCGCUGCCUCCACAAGUGUCUCGUUUUGUCUCGAAAGGCAGUUCUUCUGCUGUGUCUCCUCCUUCCAUCUUACCUUUUACUCUGCUUCUUCUCUUCCUCUGCUUCUUCUCUUCCUUUGCAUGCAUCUUCUUUCCUGGCUGUGUCUUUGCCCUCUGCUGCGACUCUGGAGUUCCUCUGUCUAGCCACCGACUGCGACGAUGCUUCGCAGGUUCGCUGCUUCAGAGACGACUUCGCUCCUGCGUUGAGGAAGAGCAUUCGCCGUCCCCGAAAGAGAAAUCGAGCGACGACGAAGCGCAUGCAACGAUGGCGCUCAGCGCCGCAUUUCGUUCGCAGGUCGCCUGCGCGAAUUGGUCGCCUGACGGAGAAUUCCUCGCCACCGUGACAGAGCACCUUGUCGAGCUGAGACCUCUCGCUGAUCCAAGCAGUCCUCAGCUGUUCCCCUCACGCGAAAAAAUUAUCAAACUCCUCUGGUCGCCCGAUUCCUCUCGCUUCCUCUGUCUCCUCGCAGAUCACACAGUCCGGGUGUUUUCUGUCUCCGAUUGCCAAUGGACCUGUGCAAUCGACGAGGGCCUUCUGCCGGUCGUGGCUGCCAGUUGGGCUCCAGAUUCUCUGCACAUCGUCACCGCCUCGGACUGCGGAAUGCGCCUGUCCGUAUGGAGCCUGUGCGCGACGCCAGCAGAAGACCCGCUGAGGCUCGUCGUCAUGCGCCCCAAGUUCCCCUCGGCAGGCCGCGCGUUCAGCCCAAGCGGCGCUUUCUGGGCUGUAUGUACACGCGUCGACUGCAAGGACUUCCUCGAGAUUUUCCACGUCUCCCAGGACUGGGUCAAGCUGCGAGACUUCCAAGUGAAGACGGACGACCUCCAGGGCCUUCUCUGGACACCCAGCGAAACUUCCCUCGUCGUCUGGGAUACUCCACUCCUCGCUCGCCUGGCGGUCUACCACAUAAGCGGGCAAGUGCUCUUCGAGCUCGAACCGCGGACCGAGUCUCUCGGCUUUCGCAACCUGCAGGUGCAUGCAAAAGCGAAUCUCUUAGUCGCCUCUGGCUACGACGAAACGAUUCGAGUUUUCUCUCUCGGGGACUGGGCAGAAGUCUUCCCGCCGUUGCACCACAGAGAAAGGAUGCCUUUCUUGCCUCACCUCCUCGUCGUGAGAGAAGAAGCAAAUGACCUUCCGAAGCGCAUGCAGCCCGCAGACCUCUUCUCCAGUCAGAGAAACCGCGAAAAACGCGAAAGCGGCGAAAACGGAGAAAUAUGCGAAUGUUCAAGCCGCUCCCCUGUGGUGUACAGACAGCUCUCUCUCCAGGAGAGGCAGGACGCCAGCGAAGAGAAGGAGAACAACUCCUCUGGAAGUUGCCAGUCGCGAACAGAAAGCGAAAACAGGACUGUGGCGCAGGAGAAGGCGCGAGCUGAUCGAGAAGGCCGAGAAGGGAAAGAAAUCGAGGAAGCGAAGAAGUUGCCGAAAGCAUUCAUCACCCUUCCGACCGAGAAAGCGGCGCCUGUGCGUCUCGGAUCGCUUUUGGAGACUCGCGCAGGGACGCCGGGCGCAGGAGGCUCGAAAGCGAGGAAAGAAAAUUCUUCCUUCGGCAUCUGUCGCGCCUUGCUGAGUCCCUGCGGGGCGUUCGUCGCUUCGCAGAAUGAGAGACAGCCGUGUGUGAUCUUCCUGUGGUCUCUGCAAAGCGGAGACCUCGUGAGCCUCGCGCUUCAUCGGGAGCCUGUGACGAGUUUUGCGUGGAGUCCCCACCCGGCGGCCUCUGGAGACACAGCCUGUCUGGCGAUAGCGACGAAUGCGUCGCGCUUCUUCCUCUGGACGCCGCGGUGGCAGUCGGUCGCGGAGCUCUCCAUACCUCUUCAGUGUCAAAAACUGCUCUGGAGCCCUGGGGGCGAGGCUCUCUUGCUUCAAGAAAAGUCGAAAGGCGUGAUUGCGUAUCCCUCUUUCCUCUACUCGGUCCCCGACAAAGAAGAAACAACAAUGUAAUUUCAAAGACGCAAAGAAAGGAGGCUCAUGAUUGAAAGCGAAGUGCAGAAUCUCAUCUGCAGCGCAACAGAGUGCGGUGAAGAGCAUACGGCAUGCAGCGAGACCCACAGGAAGUCACCGCGGUCCAGUAUCUGGAUAAAUCUUUUUUAAAAUAACAUUGUGAAUACAGAGAGAAGAAAGGGAAAAGUUUCACACAUUCAAAGUGUACACAUAUCCUCAUAUAACUAUAUGCGUACAUAUAUAUAUAUAUACGUAUAGAGAGAUAGAUGGAUACAUCCGUACAAACAGCAGGCAAAUGUAUCUGGAGAGGUACGGUUGUAAUCAUAUUCAGUCUGCAUGCCUAUACCGAUUGCAUGGAUGUAUAUGCAUACAACCAGAUAUGUAACUAUAUCUACACUAAAACAUGUAUAUCCAGCUGUGUGCUUGUGGUUAAGGGAAUUGAAUGCAGUUUUUUGGAUAAGUGG